CCCGCCGGCCCGCCUAAGCACUUCUUCUAUUCAUCCUUUUCUCAUUUUUCCUUUCCCUUCUUCAGCGCCGGCGCCGAGCACCCCACCUCCAGCAGCGCCCUUCCUCAUCCUUUUCAGUACACCGGACCACCGAGGCCGGCGCGUGGCUUGUCUUGUUCCUCUACUGUCUCCCCGUCUCCGCCGUCAUUGCUCCGCUUCCGGCGACCUCAGGGAAUAAAAGUCAAUUGGAUUACAACUUGUUUGGAGCUUGAUUUAAGUUCAAAAAUGGGAAAACAACAAUUUCAGAGAAGGACAGGUAUGAAGAGACGAAACAACAAAGAGCCAUUUUGGCAGAACAAGCGCGUCGUUAGUGACAAGAAGAUGGAAGAAGACCCACUCUUUAAUGGUUCAGAUGAUCAAUCCAAUGGGAAGUUAGAGAAAGAAAAUGGAAUCAGACAUGAAGUAAUGAUUCAUAAAGAGCCAACGAUGUAUGAUAAUUUGUUGAGGUCAUUGAGUAGGAAAAAAGUGGUUACAGCUGGUUCAGAAGAGGAUUCAGAUGAUCAAGAGAAACAUGAUGGAAAUGAAGAGAGUACAGAAGAAAGUGAUGGUGAGCCUUCAAUACCUGAUCACCAAGAAAAUGACUUGGGAGAUGAUGCCGAUUCUGAGGCAUCAGAUAUAGAUGAAGAAGAUGAUGUUGUUGGAACAUUAUCAAACACAAGCACCUUUCACAAACAUUUGGGAUACAAGUUGUCCCAGGAAGAGGUUAACAAGCUGUUGGAAAAAAAGUGGACUUACAAAUGGGAGUCGGAGGAGUCAAAUUGCAAGUGGAGGGGUACGGGUGAAAACUUUCUGAAGGAACUAGAUGUGAAUUCAUGUUAUGGUCUAAAAUCAGCAUUGUAUAAACAUUGGUUGGACACUUACAAGGAGUCUGGAAGCCAGGAUUUCAAUUCAUCCAAGCAGAGAUCAUUCUUCUCCAUUUGCAACAGCUAUCGAGACAUAUUGCAUCAUAACAAGAAGCCAUUCUAUCUCAAAGGCCGGGAAGAGGAUGCCAGCAUCAUGGAUGCAUAUGUUGUGCACUCGCUUAAUCAUGUAUUCUUGACUAGGGAUCUUGUGAAGAAGAACAAAGCAAAACUGACUAAGGCACAGGGGAACAUGCAAAGGGAUGUUGUGAACAGUGAUGCCUUUCUUGACCACGGGUUUACUCGUCCUAAGGUUUUGAUUCUUUUGCCAUAUGCAAGCAUUGCACUUCGAGUAGUUCGAAGGUUGAUCGAGUUAACACCUCCAAAGUACAAGACUAAGAUAGAAGAGCUUGAGCGCUUUUUGCGACAGUUUGAAAGUGCUGCAACUAAUGAGGAAGAUGAAGAUAUAAAGACAUCUAAACCUUCUGAUCACAAAGCAUUGUUUGGAGGAAAAAACAACGACGACUUCAUGCUAGGGAUAAAGUUUAACAGGAGGAGUAUACGAUUAUACGGUGAUUUCUAUUCUUCGGAUAUAAUUAUUGCAUCUCCUCUUGCUUUAGUCCUUAAAAUCGGGGAGAGUGAAAAGAUUAAAGAAAAAGAUAUUGAUUAUCUUUCUUCUAUAGAGGUUCUAAUUAUUGAUCAUGCAGAUAUUAUGGUAAUGCAGAAUUGGUCCCACGUGGCUGACGUGGUUAAGAAACUGAACACCAUACCUUUUCAGCAGCAUGGAACAGAUAUUAUGCGCAUAAGACAAUGGUACUUGGACGGACAUGCACAAUUCUAUAGACAAACUAUGAUAUUAAGUUCACAUGAGAACCAAGACAUCAAUGCUUUAUUCAACCAUCAUUGCCUCAACUAUGAGGGAAAGAUUAAAUUGGUUUGCAACUAUAAGGGCGUUCUUCCUAAAAUAGUGCUUCAAGUACGCCAGGUUUAUCUACGUUUUCAUGCUGAGACAAUAGUUGGUGCAGAAGAUGCUCGUUUUGAAUAUUUCACUAAUAAGGUGUUUCCUAAGAUUAAGGAUUCAAUACAGGGUGGCACCAUGAUAUUCAUCAGUUCUUACUUUGACUAUGUCCGAGUUAGAAAUUUUUUGAGGGCGCAAGAGGCAUCCUUUUGUUUGCUGGGAGAUUAUGCAAAACCGAGUGAUACAUCUCGUGCCCGUAAUUGGUUCUUUUCCGGACAGCGGAAAAUCAUACUUUACACUGAGAGAGCACACUUCUAUCACCGAUACAAGAUCCGUGGCAUUCAAAACUUGAUCAUCUAUUCUCUUCCAGAGAGGAAGGAAUUCUACCCCGAGAUUGUUAACAUGCUGCAAGGAACAGAUUGCACAGUUCUGUUUUCUCGCCUUGACAUGCUUCAAUUGGGAAGAAUUGUUGGCUCUUCUGCGGCGAAACGGAUGAUCUCUUCGGUGGAGGGCACAUUUGUCUAUGUUUAGAAGUUGUAUGCUCAUAGAGCAUGAAGAAAAAUGGAUUGUCCCCUAAAUUUUGGGUAGUGUUUGGUUAGUUAUUUUGAAUUUAUUCCUAGUGUGUUUGACAAUUUGUCUUGGUUAUUAUGGGAACACACCAAUUGCAACACUUUGGGUGCAAUUCAUUAUGUAUUUGUCAUUAGUAAGUAAAAGAAUACUUAUGGU
Messenger RNA from Cuscuta campestris, 2562 nucleotides. Lineage: Eukaryota; Viridiplantae; Streptophyta; Magnoliopsida; Solanales; Convolvulaceae. The record is from the annotation of a GenBank genome assembly.